AUGAACGUCUUGGAAAGCAAGGUAGCAGAUAUUCUUCGUUUAACUCAAAGAGAUGAGUUAUUCGUGCGUGAUAUUGAAGAACAAAUGCAUUCAUUCCUCAAAUUGAUAGGAACAAGGACUUAUCAUAAAAUGAAUAAAUUAAUUCCUGUGAUUGCAAAUCUUUGGUAUUAUUUUAUGACCACUUUGGGAAAUCUGCAGACAUUGGGAGAAGAAUACACAGGAACUAUUAGGGUUAACAACAAUGGAAAAAUACCACCCAAAAUGAUGCAAACCUUGUGGUUAGUUUUAUAUGUAGGAGGAGAACCUUUAUUGGACAGGUUAUUGAAUUAUUCCAAGAUACACAUAAAUGGAUCAUCAAGUUUAACAAUGAAAGCAAAAUCUUUGUUUAUAAGUUGUAUUGAUGUCUUCAAAGAUGAAAAACCAAAUUUGAAAAGGAUACAUACAGCACUUUUUUAUAUGGAUGGAAGAUACUAUAAUAUUUCAAAUAGGCUAGCAGGCAUUCGCUAUGUGUUACUUAGAGAAUGGCUCCAAAAUAAUUCUUUCAUAAGAAGUUUCAGUUUCCUUGGACAUAUUACCCUAUUUUAUAUCCUUUUCAAUUUGGUUUCAAGAAUCACAUUCAAAAAAGCAGAAGAGAAGCAAGGAAGUGAAAUGAUUCUAUCAAACAUUUCAAGAAAAUCAUGUGUACUUUGUGCAGACAACAUCAAAUCUGCAUGCUCAACACCCUGUGGUCAUAUUUUCUGCUGGGAUUGUAUUCAUGAUAGUUUGAGUUACCAAAAAACUUGCCCUAUUUGUAGGGAAAAUGUUCAACCCAGUAGAAUUAUAUUUUUACAGAAUUUUGCAUAA
Molecule: messenger RNA, 843 nt
Organism: Phaedon cochleariae (mustard beetle)
Lineage: Eukaryota; Metazoa; Arthropoda; Insecta; Coleoptera; Chrysomelidae
Source: the annotation of a GenBank genome assembly